GCGGCUUCUGUCUCAAUAUGAAGCCCGGUGUAAUAAUCGCGCUGCUCUUGGGGGCGACCGCUCUCACGGUCGCCAACGCCCAGCAAACUGGUCUGUACCCCAACUUCCCUUACUGCGCAUGCUCCAAAGCGUCCUCGGCCUACAGCCUGUCCCAGACCGUUAAGGCCAAGGGUGCCGGCCAGUACUGCUUUACGCUGAGGGCCAAGGUCCCGACCGGCUGCACGAGCUACUGUUGCUCAAAGGCCGACUUUAAGAAGCUAGAGUUCAAUGUCAACCCGACGUGCGAUGUCUUCGGCGCGGUUGUCAAGGCCACCGUCAAUGGCGUUCCCACCGUUGUUGGCCCUGCCUUCAGCGCGCCCAAGGACGGUCCUACCAACAGCACCAUGCUGCGUCUGACCCAAUUGGGGCUGGGCCUUGCUAGCGAUGGUGCCGAGAUCUGCAUCACUCUGGCCGCCAACCCCAAGACCGGCCUGGGCUGCACCACCCUGGAGCAGCUCUGCGUGCCCCCCGCCGGCAUGCCCGCUGGCGUGUGCUCAGCUGCCAUGUUCGACUCCAACACCGACUGCUGCCCCAUCUCGCAAGUCGGCGUGCCCAGCCCACCUCCCCCAUCUCCCCC
This is a messenger RNA of Astrephomene gubernaculifera, 616 nucleotides long. Lineage: Eukaryota; Viridiplantae; Chlorophyta; Chlorophyceae; Chlamydomonadales; Astrephomenaceae. The record is from the annotation of a GenBank genome assembly.